Messenger RNA from Coregonus clupeaformis (lake whitefish), 3382 nucleotides. RefSeq names its product striatin. Gene Ontology annotation, cellular component: dendrite. NCBI's taxonomy places the organism in Eukaryota, Metazoa, Chordata, Actinopteri, Salmoniformes, Salmonidae. The transcript is spliced from 17 exons. Gene Ontology annotation, molecular function: armadillo repeat domain binding; protein phosphatase 2A binding; calmodulin binding. Bases 216 to 2555 code for a protein of 779 amino acids. The record is from RefSeq and is a predicted model, not a curated record.
UUACAUGGUGUGGGCGUGAUCAUGUUCUCUAGCUGUCAGAAAGUGAGCGCCCAGUUCCACAGAGCCGAGUAGCACUGUCGGUAUACCGGGGCUUAUUUCUGCUCUUCAAUUCAGAUUACUUACGGUAGCCAGCUACAUCUAGACCUCACGAAGGAGCAAGGACACGAAAGAGGAGCUAUCCCUCCGUCCGUUCGUGACCUGAACCGAGCCCGGCCAUGGACGAACAGGCAGGGCCCGGCGUUUUCUUCAACAACAACUCGAUUUUAGCGGGCGGUGGGAAGGUACUGCUGCCGGAGGGGGACGCAGGGGAGGCGGCGAGGGCUCCUUACAGUAUCCCGGGGAUCUUACACUUCCUGCAACACGAAUGGGCCCGCUUCGAGUUGGAGAGGGCACAAUGGGAGGUGGAGCGCGUCGAAUUGCAGGCUCAGAUAGCGUUCCUCCAGGGCGAGAGGAAGGGCCAGGAGAACCUGAAGAAGGAUCUGGUGAGGAGGAUUAAGAUGCUGGAGUACGCCCUCAAACAGGAGAGGGCCAAGAACCACAAGUUAAAAUAUGGAACAGAGUUGAACCAAGGAGACAUGAAACCUCCCAGCUAUGACUCUGAUGAGGUGAAGGACAAUGAGACCCCUGGCUCUCUGAACAACCAGCUGUCCUGGAAACAAGGCCGUCAGCUCCUCAGACAGUAUCUUCAGGAGGUGGGCUACACAGACACCAUCCUGGAUGUGAAGUCUCACAGGGUGCAAGCCCUGCUGGGUCUGGCUGGAGACGGAGGGGGGAGACCUGGGGAGAGGACCGGGUCAGAGCCCCCUCUGGUCAACGGGACAGACACCUCACCUAAAGGCACCGGCACUGGAGGGCGGAAGACCGAGGCGUCUGAGUCCAGUGCUGUGCUGGACACCUUCAGGUUCUGCUAUGAUGAAGAUGAAGAUAGUGCAGGGUUGGACCGGACUAUCAUGGACCAGACUGGGCCUACAGGGACAAUCGUGAGGAAGAAGCCAACAUCGUCAUCAUCACCAGCCCUGUCCCCCAGUAUGGACACGAGUGAGGACCCGGACACAGAGGACGCACUGAAAGGCUUCGACUUCCUGUCUAGCCCUGACAGUAUGGACACAUCGCCUGAGUCCCGCAGCGCUGGGGACGGGACCGACUGGGACGGGGAGGAGCAGACUGCCAUGUCAGAGUCCUGGGACGUGGACCAGGGUCUGAUAACCAAACUCAAGGAGGAGUACAGGAAGGAGCGCAAGGGGGAAAAGGGGGGAAAGAGACCUAACAGGUCUAAGCUCCAGGACAUGCUGGCCAACCUGAGGGACCAGGAGGACAUGAGUCCCAGAGAGCCCUCCUCUUCCCCCCAGGCCCGCUCCAAUGCCCCCAGGCUCAACGAGCAUCACAAGGACAACCGCACGGACGAAGUGGAGGCGUUGACGUCCCCUCCCUCCUCAGGAAAGUCCUUCAUAAUGGGUCCUGAUGAGAACAUGGCGGCUGAUCUGGGACUGGGGGAGCUGGCUGGUCUUACGGUAUCCAACGAGGCCGAUAGCUUGGGAUACGACAUCUCCAACAACCAGGAUGCCCUGAGGAGGACGUGGAACCCUAAGUUCACCCUGCGGAGCCACUUCGACGGGAUCCGAGGUCUGGCGUUCCACCCCGUAGAACCGGUUCUAGUCACCGCCUCAGAGGACCACACGCUGAAGAUGUGGAACCUGCAGAAGACUGCCCCCACCAAGAAGAGUGCCUCUCUUGACGUGGAACCCAUCUACACGUUCAGGGCCCACCAGGGUGCAGUGCUGUGUGUAGUGAUGAGCAGUACAGGAGAGCAAUGUUUCAGUGGAGGGGUGGACGGGACCAUUCAGAGCUGGAACACCCCUAACCCUAAUGUAGACCCAUACGACUCAUACGAGCCGUCUGUCCUGCGGGGGGCGCUGUGCGGUCAUACUGACUCAGUGUGGGGUCUGGUCUACAGUAGUGUUCAUCAGAGACUCCUGUCUUGCUCUGGAGACGGCACCGUCAGGCUGUGGGACGCCUCCAAUACCAAGCCGGCCCUGGCCACCUUCCACAAUAAAGGGUUUGGCGUGCCGUCCUCAGUGGACCUGGUCUGCAGUGACCCCGCCUACAUGGUGACAUCAUUCACCAGCGGUCAGAUUGGCCUGUUCAACAUGGAGACACAGCAACUGGUGCUCAACCUGGAGUCCACUGCAGAGACGGGUACCCCCUGUCAGAUCAACAGGGUGCUGAGCCACCCCACCCUCCCCAUCACGAUCACCGCUGAAGAGGACAGGCACAUCAAGUUCUUCGACAACAACACAGGAAAGCUGAUCCACUCGAUGGUGGCCCACCUGGAGGCAGUUACCAGUCUAGCUGUCGACCCCAACGGACUCUAUCUGAUGUCUGGCAGUCAUGACUGUUCUAUUCGUCUGUGGAACCUGGAGACUAAGACGUGUAUCCAGGAGUUUACAGCUCACAGGAAGAAGAAUGAUGAGUCUAUCCAUGACGUGGCCUUCCACCCCUCUAAGGCUUACAUCGCCUCCGCCGGGGCAGACGCUCUCGCCAAGGUGUUCGUAUGACGAGGACCUAUCACAGCCCACCGACACAGCCUCCCAGCACCAGGGAUCAAUAGACACACAGGAGGGGCGGGACCUUAAGAAAUGGGCGUGUGGGGUUCCACGCAGACUUCCCCUCUCACGCUACUGGUUCCCUGUUUUGACUGGCGGAUGAUGCAGCCAAUAGCCACUACCAAGACCCAGACUAGGCCCGCCUCCAGAGGGAGAGGGCCAGGGCUGUGGUUGGCUGGGAGGUCUGUUAGGAAAACACCGAUUGGGCACAAGGCUUCCUCCUCCCUGUACAGUCCAGGCAGGCCCCUGGGUGUGACCGGAAACAGAGCCCCUCCUCUUUCUCCAAGCUGCAGCCAAUGAACACCCACACAGACUGACUACAGUCUACAGACCACAGACUGAUACUAUGGUCUUCAGACUAAUCUUCCCUUCACAGCUAGCGAGGGGGUUGAAGACAGACGGACGGGGGUUUUAUAGUGUAGACUCACUGGGGAGGUGGAGCACCAUGCCCUAAACCCCCCUAACCCUACCCUCUCCCCAUUAACCAGAACCCCAGGCCCCCAUUUCCCCAGUCUCUAGGUCCAGGCUUCUCCUCUCAGACCAGGGUGGACUGUCUGCUUCCUGGUCCCUCCUCUCCUUCUCCUCCAGGUCAGGUUCAGUGUUGUGUUGUGAUGGAGAUGUGGGGUACUUACUGAAGACUGGCUGCGGCUGACUGUCAGGGAUGGAAGCAUCUCGCUUUUCCCCUCUGCUUCCAAGGCUGACUCUGUCUCCCCAGUCUCCCCCGUGUCUGCCCUGUCCCCCCUUGUCUCUCCCGUGUCUCCCUGUGUCUCUCCCCUGUG